CGCAUUCCCAAAACCAACACGCACCGAUAAAAAUUUUUUCCAAACAUGUGUUUACAUUUUCCGAGUUUUUUUCACUAAAAUAACGCGAUUCGAAGCUUAAUUUUCAUUAAAUAAUGACCCGGUAUAAUUAAAACGUUCGAAAUAAAGGUUAAAAUGGACAACACGAGUAAAAUCUUCGCCAGUAAUCGAAUCCUAGGCUACGUAAGUAACGGUGUCCCUUUGGUAACUCGAUACAUAAAACGUAGAAAAGAGAAUUUAGUGGUAACCUGUGUGGGUAAAUCGUUCUACACCUGGGGAUGUAAUCGAUUCAGCUUGCUAUCGGUUAGCAAACAACACACCGACGAUAUAAUAUGCCUGGCAGCCGAUACGUUUCUAAUAUUUACAUCGAGCGGUACUCAAGUGGAAGCUUGGCGAAGAGGUGUCGAACUAAUCCAAACGUAUCGAAGUUCUUCCAAUACAGCGAUCCAUCUUCUGCUUCCGUUCGGUCCUCAUUUGAUCGGAGUCGACGAAUCGAACACUCUGACGGUAUGGGAUAUUAAAACUACCGAUAUUUACGUCGAAUUAAACCUGCCUUCGGAGACGUUUCGAGUUACAGCCAUUUGUCAUCCGAAUUGCUACAUAAACAAGAUCUUACUCGGUAGCGAGAACGGAUCGUUGCAGUUAUGGAAUAUCAACACGAGUAAAUUGAUAUACACGUUCGUCGGCUGGGACUCGGCUGUUACGGUGGUGAAACAAGCGCCAGCUUUGGACGUCGUCGGUAUCGGAUUGAGAAAUGGUCGAAUUAUCAUCCAUAAUAUCAAACAAGACGAAACGCUGAUGACAUUCAUGCAGGAUUGGGGUUGUGUGACGAGCCUAUCGUUUCGAGCUGACGGUACACCGACCAUGGUUUCGGCAAGUAGCACUGGGCAUAUCGUUAUUUGGCAUUUAGAAGAACGAAGAGUCGUUAGCCAAAUGCAAGCUCACGAUGCUUCGGUCACAGGUUUAGAAUUCUUGCCAGCUGAACCUUUACUGGUGAGUUCUUCGAUCGAUAACUCGUUGAAAUUAUGGAUUUUCGAUUUAACCGACGGAGGUGCUAGACUACUACGUAUACGAGAAGGUCAUCAUGCUCCACCGAACUACAUAAAGUAUUACGAUAGCAGUCACGUGCUCAGUGCAGGAGCCGACGGUUACCUCAGAGCAUUCAAUACAGUCGUCGAAAUAGCCAAUAAGAACUUGGGUCGUGCCUUAUACCGUAAAAGUAAAAAGAACUCGAAACGAAAACAACUAAUGGACGAGGAAAUGGAAGAAGAAUUAUUUUACUCGAAUUCUCUCCCACCUGUAGUUCGAUUCGCCAGCGAAAAAACUCGAGAAAAAGAAUACGAUAAUAUCGCCGCCAUUCACAACGGUACGCCGAUCAUUUCGACGUGGUCUUUCGAUAAAUGCAAACUGGGUCGUUACUUGUUCAACAAGAAGUACAAAAUACACGCUAAAUUCCGUCAACGAAUGCAAUCCACUGACACGGUGUUCAAGAAAGUCACCGCUACGAGUAUCUGUCUCACGCAUUGCGGUAAUUUCAUCCUGAUCGGGUACAGCACCGGAGACGUAGACAAAUACAACAUUCAAUCCGGUAUACUCAGAGGAUCGUACGGAUCUCCUCGAGCUCACGAAGCAGCAGUCACCGGAGUAGCUGUGAAUAACCUCAAUCAACUCCUCAUCACCGGUAGCAGAGACACGAAGGUGAAAUUCUGGCCUUUUCGACGACCCGAGAAACCAUUCCUGUAUCAAAUCAACUUAACCGAUAGCGUGACGUUUUUCACCGGUCAUGGCGAAAGCUCUAUUCUGGCAGUAGCUUUGGAUAACUUCGAAGUGAAUAUUAUAGAUACCGAUACGCAUUCUGUGAUACGAGUACUCGCCCAAGGUCAUAGUAGCGCUUUGACAGAUAUCACCCUUAGCCCGGAUGCUCGAUGGCUGGUCACAGCUUCGAUGGAUUGCACCAUCAAGACGUGGGAUAUCCCAUCGGGUAAAUGUUUAGAUACCUUCGAAGUAGAUAAACCUUGUACUUCGAUUACAUUCUGUCCUACUGGAGGCUUCCUAGCUACAACUCACGUCGACUGUUUGGGAGUCAGGCUGUGGACGAAUCGUAGUAUGUUCUCCUACGUACCUUUGGCUAACUACGAAACCCUACGAAUACGUACAGACGACGAUGAAAUCGAUAUUCUGACCAAAGAUUUGAUAACGUUAUCGACUAACGACGAUUCGUGUCCUGUAUCAGCCCGUUGGCAGAAUAUUUUCAAUAUCGAUGUAAUAAGGGAACGAAAUAAAGCUAAAGAACCACCCAAAGUACCUCAAAAAGCACCGUUCAUCCUACCAGUGAUACCAUCGGUCAACGUAGAAUUCGAUUUAUCAGCCAUCAACGACGAAGACCACAAAUCCGAUCAAGAUCUACAAUCGAAGUUACGUAAUUUUACGACGUUCGCGAAAUUACUCUCGAAAUCGGCGGAAGAUUAUGGAGAAGCGAUCGAUAAGAUUAAAACGAUGAGUCCGUCGUUGGUUAAUUUCGAAAUCAUGUCGUUAGCUCCGGAUAACGGUGGAUCGAUCGAAUUAAUGGUUCGGUUUUUAGAUAUGAUUAAAGUAAUGAUGUUAUCGAAAAAGUAUUUCGAGUUAUCGGCUUCGUAUUUGGGAUUAUUUUUGAAAAUACAUACGUCCGUCGUGAUAGAUAAUUUAGAAUUAGUUACGGUUAUCAAACAAGUAAACGAUGUACAUCAACGAGUAUGGUCUAAUUUAGAAAAUAGAUUAUUGUACAGUAUCAGUGUGAGUAAAUUUUUGAGAACUGUGUGAUACGAAUUUUGGUUUUGUAUUUUCGAAUAAGGAAAUAGAAAGGAAUACAGAAGAGUUUGAUUUUGUAAUCUAAAUAAUUACGAUGACGUUUUGUACAAAGUGUACUAAAUUAAGAUGUAAUAAAUUAUCGAAAUACUUCGAGUAUCAAUUCUGAAACUUUUUUUUUGUAUUAUCGAACAAAAUAUACUUUAUUUUGUGUUCGUUGA
This is a messenger RNA of Planococcus citri (citrus mealybug), 3023 nucleotides long. Its product is annotated as WD repeat-containing protein 36. The record is from RefSeq and is a predicted model, not a curated record. Gene Ontology annotation, molecular function: protein binding. Bases 154 to 2817 code for a protein of 887 amino acids. Gene Ontology annotation, biological process: rRNA processing. Gene Ontology annotation, cellular component: Pwp2p-containing subcomplex of 90S preribosome; small-subunit processome. The transcript has a single exon. Lineage: Eukaryota; Metazoa; Arthropoda; Insecta; Hemiptera; Pseudococcidae.